GGGAGAGAUAAAGGAAGGAAACGACGAAGAAAGGGAGGAAAGCCAUAUCGAAGGAAAGAAAAAGAAAGAAGGAACAAAGACAGGAGAGAAGGGAGAGAGAAAGGAAGGAAACGACGCAAAAAGGGAGGAAGGCAAAGGCAGGAUGGCGAGUAACCUGAAGGUGCAUAUGCUUCGUCUGCUCCCCGGCCAGGAGGUAUCCUCGGCCCUGGAGGAGUACGUGCGCCGCCACGCUCCCCGCGGCGCCUUCGUCAUGACCUGCUGCGGCUCCGUCACGCACGCCACGCUGCGCCUCGCCGCCAAUGCCAACGGCGAGACCAACAAGAUCGAGUCCUACAACCAGCACUUCGAGGUCUUGAGCCUGUCGGGGACGCUAAGUCAGGGCGGGUCACACCUCCACAUUUGCCUGAGUGACCACGAGGGGCGGACCAUUGGAGGUCACGUGAUGGGCGACCUGACCGUCUUCACCACCAUGGAGGUCGCACUUGGAGAACCCCUUGACCUCACCCUUGACCGCGCCUUCGACAGCUCCACCGGCUUCCCCGAACUGACCAUCGCCAAGGAUACGCAGGUUGCAGAGAAGGAUGAGAAGGAUGCUUAGUCGUAUUAAAAGAUAUAUCACCGCCUAAGAACACAUAUUUAACAAGGCUUUCGUACCCCAUCUUCCCUUCCCCCAUCUUCCCCCACCCUCUCCCCUUCCCUUCCCAUCACCAUCGACACCAUCUACCCCAUCUUCCCUUCCCCCACCCUCUUCCCUUCCCUUCCCAUCAUCAUCGACACCAAAUACCCCAUCUCUUCUUCCCUUCCCCCACCCUCUUCCCUUCCCUUCCCACACCUUCUACCCCAUCUCUCCUUCCUCCACCCUCUUCCCUUCCCUUCCCAUCACCAUUGACACCAUCUACCCCAUCUUCCCUUCCCUUCACCACCAUCUCUCCAUAUCGACACACUAUCAGGAGAGAAGAUAAAAAAGUGCUCAGGAGAUACGAUCAAGUACUUACCGGAGAAGAGGAGAUCAAAGUUCCCAAAAGUAUCCUUACAGGAGGAGACAAUACCAGAAAGUACUUAAAAUGAACAAUGUGAGGAGUAUAGGAGACCAGGAGGCGCCUAAUCUUUACAGCAUCAGGAGGAGAGAAGACUUGAUGUGAUAGUGAGGUUUGAUUAAUGACACUAAAGCCCCGUUCACACUUUCCGAUAUUCUCCCUUCCUGACACGAUAUAUUUUAGGCAGUUUCCGAUAUUCUCCCUUCCUGACACGAUAUAUUUUAGGCAGUUUCCGAUAUUCUCCCUUCCUGACACGAUAUAUUGUUUUAAGCACUUUCCGAUAUUCUCCCUUCCUGACACGAUAUAUUUUAGUCAGUUUCCGAUAUUCUCCCUUCCUGACACGAUAUAUUUUAGUCAGUUUCCGAUAUUCUCCCUUCCUGACACGAUAUAUUUUAGUCAGUUUCCGAUAUUCUCCCUUCCUGACACGACAACCCAGGGACUCAGGGUAUACGAGGUCUUGGGUGUGAAAUGUUUAUAUGGAAAGGUCGCUCAUGGUCGGAAAGAGGUCUUGAAACGAUCGCCGGAUGCUGGGUCGGCACAGUGUGAAGGGGGUCUUUAAUUAAAGUCGCUGAGUUGUCGUGGCCCAGAGUCGGCACAGUAUGAACGGGGCAUCAGGAGGAGAACGAAUGAAAAAGUGUCGCAUAUUGGCGCUAUCAAUAAGGAGAUAAAAACGUAAACAAAAAAAGAGGGAGAACUUUCCUUUAACACUAGACCCCAAAAAAGAAUAACAGAAAAUGAGAGAAGAAAACUUGACAAAUAUACGAGGAAAAGACAAAUAUAAAAUGGAAGGAACCUUAGCAGCCAAAUACGAUGACGAUGAAUGAUAAAACAAGACAAAAAAUGGGGGACUUCACUCUCUUCCGACGCUAGAAUCUCCCCCUCAAAAAAAAAAGUGAAGAAAACCUUACAGUAAGAUGAGGAAAAGACGAACAGAAGAUAAAAGAAGAAAACACGUCACUCAAAUAACGAACAGAAAACAGAAGAAGAAAACACGUCACUCAAAUAACGAACAGAAAACAGAAGAAGAAAACACGUCACUCAAAUAACGAACAGAAAACAGAAGAAGAAAACACGUCACUCAAAUAACGAACAGAAAACAGAAGAAGAAAACACGUCACUCAAAUAACGAACAGAAAACAGAAGAAGAAAACACGUCACUCAAAUAACGAACAGAAGACACAAGAAGAAAACACGUCACUCAAAUAACGAACAGAAGACAAUAAGAAGAAAACACGUCACUCAAAUAACGAACAGAAAACAGAAGAAGAAAACACGUCACUCAAAUAACGAACAGAAAACAGAAGAAGAAAACACGUCACUCAAAUAACGAACAGAAAACAGAAAAAGAAAACACGUCACUCAAAUAACGAACAGAAAACAGAAAAAGAAAACACGUCACUCAAAUAACAAACAGAAAACAGAAGAAGAAAACACGUCACUCAAAUAACGAACAGAAGACAGAAGAAGAAAACACGUCACUCAAAUAACGAACAGAAAACAGAAGAAGAAAACACGUCACUCAAAUAACGAACAGAAAACAAGAAGAAAACACGUCACUCAAAUAACGAACAGAAAACACAAGAAGAAAACACGUCACUCAAAUAACGAACAGAAAACACAAGAAGAAAACACGUCACUCAAAGAAGACAAUAAUGAAGUGAAAAUUGGAGAAGAAGAAACUACAAAAAAAAAUGAAGAACAGGAAUGGAAGGAAAGUGUCACAGAUGGAAGGGAAGAAUAUGAGGCGCCCAAACCAGAACCAAUAUGAAAAAAAAGUGUCCUUGUUGGAAAAAGUGACGACCUUCAACACACCUCGGCAUAAGAAUAGAGUUGUAGUUGGUGAAGGAGGAGAUAAGGAUAAGAUAAGGAGGUGAAUGUGCUAUCGCUACCUGUAUAAGGAGAUGAAGGAGUGUGAGGCUUGACUAUAAGGAGAUGAAGGAGUGUGAGGCUUGACUAUAAGGAGAUGAAGGAGUGUGAGACUUGACUAUAAGGAGAUGACAGGUGUGAGAUUUGAUUAUAAGGAGGUGAAGGAGUGUAAGACUUGACUAUAAGGAGAUGACAGGUGUGAGAUUUGACUAUAAGGAGAUGGAGUGUGAGACUUGAGGUAUAAGGACGAAAAAGGGUGUGAGACUUGAGGUAUAAGGAGAUGAAAGAGUGUGAGACUUAACUAUAAGGAGAUGACAGGUAUGAGACUAGAGUGUAAGGAGAUGCAAAAGUGUGAGUCUUGACUAUAAGAAGAUGAAGGGGUGUGAGACUUGAGUAUAAGGAGGGAAAAGGUGUGAUACAGAUAUGAGGAAGGAUAAAAAAGUAUGAGACUAGUUUAAGAUUAGCACAGACCUCACUUUUAAACCAUCCGAAAAUUGUACUUGUAUUGUAAUGAAUGAAUAAACUCAGCAGACAAAA
Molecule: messenger RNA, 3440 nt
Organism: Eriocheir sinensis (Chinese mitten crab)
Lineage: Eukaryota; Metazoa; Arthropoda; Malacostraca; Decapoda; Varunidae
Product: bifunctional protein GlmU-like
Exons: 4
Coding region: 143-598 (151 amino acids)
Source: RefSeq, a predicted model, not a curated record